GCUGAUUUGCCAACUGUAACUCUGUAAGUCGGAGCAUAAACAAAGAGUAAAACAGAGUGGAAUCUUUUCUCCUCUGCGUGCGACUAAUCUCGUAUCUCUCACCGGCCGCCAUUUUACAAAUUUAUAACAACCCCCAUCUACACUUCCUAGUUGCUGCACAUCUCAUUACACAAACAGGUAGGGUUUUCUAAAAAAUGGCGGGAGCUCAGUCAUCUCAAGGAUAUGGCCAUCCUUAUAUUCCGGAAGAUCUUAGUCUUCCAGGUUUCGUGCCUGGUUUUCUCUCAAUGUCAACUAUUGUUGGAGUCUAUGGAGGGUCUUCGUUGCUUGUUGUAUCCCUCGUAUGGAUUAUCUCCGGGAGAGCUGCUAAAUUAGCCAAACUUGACAGAUUGCUCAUGUGCUGGUGGGUUUUCACUGGUCUGACCCACAUGAUACUUGAGGGUUAUUUUGUUUUUUCACCGCAAUUUUAUCAGAAGACAACUCCCCAUUACCUAGCAGAAGUCUGGAAGGAAUACAGCAAAGGUGAUUCAAGAUACGUAGGACGGGAUUCUGGAGUAAUUGCUGUAGAAGGAAUAACUGCAGUUUUGGAGGGUCCAGCUUGCCUUCUAGUAACGUAUGCUAUAGCCAAAAGGAAAUCAUACAGCCACAUACUUCAGAUUGCUAUUUCUCUUGGACAGCUAUACGGGACUGCUGUAUAUUUCAUCACUUCUUUCUUGGAAGGGGAUAACUUCGCCACAAACUCUUUCUAUUAUUAUGCCUACUACAUAUUUGCAAACUCUUUUUGGGUUUGGAUACCUACACUUAUAGUUAUUCGGAGCUGGAGCAAGAUAUGUGCAGCAUUUACAGCCCAAGAGCAGAAAAAUUCAAAGGCCAAGAAACGUUGAAGGUUAGCUAUGAAGUACAAGCUUGAUUUAUUUGAUUAUCCAUUCAUGUGUGGGGGCAUUUACACAUAUAUAUUAAUCAUACAAUGAGAUAUGUAUGCAUGCAAAUCGUACAAUGAGAUAUUUGGAUAUCCUUACCAGAUCUAAAUUUUUUCACACAUAUUGGAUUUUUAAACGUA
Daucus carota subsp. sativus is the source of this 1057-nucleotide messenger RNA. Its product is annotated as probable 3-beta-hydroxysteroid-Delta(8),Delta(7)-isomerase. Gene Ontology annotation, molecular function: C-8 sterol isomerase activity; cholestenol delta-isomerase activity; steroid Delta-isomerase activity. The record is from RefSeq and is a predicted model, not a curated record. The transcript is spliced from 5 exons. Gene Ontology annotation, biological process: sterol biosynthetic process. Gene Ontology annotation, cellular component: endoplasmic reticulum; membrane. Lineage: Eukaryota; Viridiplantae; Streptophyta; Magnoliopsida; Apiales; Apiaceae. The coding region runs from base 195 to 881 and encodes 228 amino acids.